AUGGGCCAAGGGGACGAAAGCGAGCGCAUCGUGAUCAACGUGGGCGGCACGCGCCACCAGACGUACCGCUCGACGCUGCGCACGCUGCCCGGCACGAGGCUUGCCUGGCUGGCGGAGCCGGACGCCCACAGCCACUUCGACUAUGACCCGCGCGCCGACGAAUUCUUUUUCGACCGCCACCCGGGCGUCUUCGCUCACAUCCUGAACUAUUACCGCACCGGCAAGCUACACUGCCCGGCCGACGUGUGCGGUCCGCUCUACGAGGAGGAGCUGGCCUUCUGGGGCAUCGACGAGACGGACGUGGAGCCCUGCUGCUGGAUGACGUACCGCCAGCACCGCGACGCCGAGGAGGCACUGGACAGCUUUGGUGGCGCGCCCCUGGACAACAGCGCGGACGACGCGGAUGCCGACGGCCCUGGCGACUCAGGCGACGGCGAGGACGAGCUGGAGAUGACCAAGAGACUGGCACUCAGUGACUCCCCAGAUGGCCGGCCUGGCGGCUUCUGGCGCCGCUGGCAGCCGCGCAUCUGGGCGCUGUUCGAGGACCCCUACUCAUCCCGCUAUGCGCGGUAUGUGGCCUUUGCCUCCCUCUUCUUCAUCCUGGUCUCCAUCACAACCUUCUGUCUGGAGACCCACGAGCGCUUCAACCCCAUCGUGAACAAGACGGAAAUCGAAAAUGUUCAAAACGGCACACAAGUGCGAUACUACCGGGAAGCGGAGACGGAGGCCUUCCUCACCUACAUCGAGGGCGUCUGCGUGGUCUGGUUCACCUUCGAGUUCCUCAUGCGCGUCAUCUUCUGCCCCAACAAGGUGGAGUUCAUCAAGAACUCACUCAACAUCAUUGACUUUGUGGCUAUCCUCCCCUUCUACCUGGAGGUGGGGCUCAGCGGCCUGUCCUCUAAAGCUGCCAAGGACGUUCUGGGCUUCUUGCGUGUCGUCCGCUUCGUGCGCAUCCUGCGCAUCUUCAAGUUGACCCGCCACUUUGUGGGCCUGCGGGUCCUGGGCCACACGCUCCGCGCCAGCACCAACGAGUUCCUGCUGCUCAUCAUCUUCCUGGCCCUGGGUGUGCUCAUCUUUGCCACCAUGAUCUACUAUGCUGAGAGGAUAGGGGCGCAGCCCAAUGACCCCAGUGCCAGCGAGCACACACACUUUAAAAAUAUUCCCAUUGGCUUCUGGUGGGCUGUGGUCACCAUGACGACACUGGGCUAUGGAGACAUGUAUCCUCAGACGUGGUCUGGUAUGUUGGUGGGAGCACUGUGUGCUCUGGCAGGAGUGCUGACCAUUGCCAUGCCGGUGCCCGUUAUCGUGAACAAUUUCGGGAUGUACUACUCUUUAGCCAUGGCUAAGCAGAAACUACCAAAGAAAAAAAAGAAGCAUAUUCCACGGCCACCACAGCUGGGAUCUCCCAAUUAUUGUAAAUCUGUCGUAAACUCUCCUCACCACAGUACUCAGAGUGACACAUGUCCGCUGGCCCAGGAAGAAAUUUUAGAAAUUAACAGAGCAGAUUCCAAACUGAAUGGGGAGGUGGCGAAGGCCGCGCUGGCGAACGAAGACUGCCCCCACAUAGACCAGGCCCUCACUCCCGAUGAGGGCCUGCCCUUUACCCGCUCGGGCACCCGCGAGAGAUACGGACCCUGCUUCCUCUUAUCAACCGGGGAGUACGCGUGCCCACCUGGUGGAGGAAUGAGAAAGGAUCUUUGCAAAGAAAGCCCUGUCAUUGCUAAGUAUAUGCCGACAGAGGCUGUGAGAGUGACUUGACCAGGCGGCUUGGCCGAGGACACUGGUGGCUAUUAAGCAUCUGGGUGGACCUGCAGCCCCUCCUCACCCUCGGACAGAGUAAAUUCACGCCAUGCAGGUUUGCCGGACGAGUCCGAGUGGCCCGGGCAUUGUCCUAAGACGGACGUAGCUUUUUCUACGGCCAAUGGUAACUGACCGUAGAGGAUCGCCCUUCUUUCUUUUCUUUCUUUCUUUCUUUUUUUUUUUUUUAGAAGUUACCUUUUAUUUGGGGAGGGGGGGUGAAGGGGAGCCUUAGCAUGACUUGCAUGAAGUUAAACAGAAAACCCAGCUAAACCAAACCCAGCAGCCUCCACUGUGACUGUACGAUAACUCUCACCACCACCAAGAACGGCGAGAAAAGCAAGGGCUCAACUUUCUUUCAGUGCUCUUUAUUUUGACACACGGUGUCGGAGCCAAGCUGUGAUGGCACUCGGUAGAAGUCUGUACAUUGCUGGGAGUUGGGGGGCCAGGGAAGAAGGAUGGGGCUGGGGAAUGGAUUGCUUUUUGUACACAAGACCCAGAGGAAAGGUUUCAAAAAGGCAGUCAGUCAGUCAUCGGUCAUAUUGACCUCACCUUCGUAGCUCAUCUCUCACGUGGAACACAGAGAACUUUGCUCCGAAUGGGAUUGUGAGAACUCACACAGCCGCCCUCUUCCAUCUCUGUUUGGCAUGCUUCUGACCCAGCGGACGUCUCCCCAAGACCCCGACAGCGGCUAGUUUAGGCUGAUUCUCUCAUCCCAGUGUGUAGAUCCAGUGUGACCAAGUUUCAUAACGAAUUGUUCAUAGUUACACCAUAUGGAUUUUCCAAUGUCAUUUUAAAGCCAGGAUGUAGAGUACCUCCAGUUCAGGACCACCGGAGGGGUGCCUCCCCUCCACCUUUAUUAAGGCACAACCUGGCAUUGUAUGCAAUUUAGUACUUCAGAGUAAGAAACAAAAACAAAAAACUGCAUGCCCAAUGUUAUGCAAAGAGAUUCCAGCAUGAAAUAAAUUUUGUAACAUGGUUUCUGUCUAGUCUAAAGCAGAUUUGUUUUUCUGAAGCAAUCAGAGGUUUGCAGAGACGUGCUUCUGCAUCUCGAAUAAAUAUAGUAUUUUCCCAACAGAAACAGAGGACAGUAGCUUGGCUUUGGUCUGAUUCUAAAAUUAGUGUGUGUGGGGGGAAGGAUGAUAUUUUUGAAAAACACAUGCUUGAGUUGAAAAAAAAAAAUGCAACAUCCCGAGCUUCCACUGCACCAUUUCCUGGAAAGACAGCAACCUCCCCUCCCCGGGCCCUGGCCCUGGAAAUAAAAAAGCUGACUUCUGAGAUGAA
Messenger RNA from Peromyscus maniculatus bairdii (prairie deer mouse), 3081 nucleotides. RefSeq names its product potassium voltage-gated channel subfamily C member 1 (gene Kcnc1). Gene Ontology annotation, biological process: potassium ion transmembrane transport; protein homooligomerization; action potential. The record is from RefSeq and is a predicted model, not a curated record. Gene Ontology annotation, cellular component: dendrite membrane; axon terminus; voltage-gated potassium channel complex. NCBI's taxonomy places the organism in Eukaryota, Metazoa, Chordata, Mammalia, Rodentia, Cricetidae. Gene Ontology annotation, molecular function: protein binding; delayed rectifier potassium channel activity.